ACUUUGUUGGAGGUAGUAUAGCUCAGGAACAGAUUGUUUCCUCCUCCUCCUCCUGAGUUCUGUCGGUAUUUUGCUUUUUCGUUGUGUGCUUCUGGUUUGUUUAUAUUUUUAAGUUGUCUUUUAUUUUUACGUAUUAUUUCAAUAACAUGAUGAUUUCAGAACUCGUUUUUUUGUUUUAAUGGCUUGAAUCGCAGUGGCUGUUGGAAGUACUUAGUUGAUGGAUACGAGUUUUGCCUAAUCGUCGUUAAUCAGCAAUGGUGGAUACUUUUUUAGGUGUUUGGUCAUAAGCAAGGUUUGCUGUGACCUUUUCCAAGUAUGAGAUCAGAAUGAAACCCCGAGUAGACGAGCAGGAGUCACCAGGUUAUGCAGCCCAGCACCGUCGAUUGACCAGCAACACAGAAUCGACAUUUCAGCAUCGUGUGCUUGCACCAGCACCUCCAGCACAUGAGACUGCACCUGAAACCAUGCAGCCUUCCACUGGUGUUCAGUACUCUGUCACACCUAGCUAUCAGAUGUCGGCAGUGGUGCAGAGCACAGGAGGUCAUGGGCACUCUCCAGUGACUGUACACAGUACUCACCAUCACAACGCACCAGUUCAGUCACUUGGUGGACAAGUGGCACCGAGUAACCCCCACACAACACCUCAGGCUCCACCUGUGCAGGGGCAGCAACAGUUUCAAAGACUCAAGGUGGAAGAUGCUCUGUCUUAUCUGGACCAGGUGAAGUUGCAGUUCGGCAGUCAGCCUCAGGUCUAUAAUGAUUUUCUAGAUAUCAUGAAGGAGUUCAAGUCCCAGAGUAUUGAUACUCCAGGAGUUAUAAGCCGCGUGUCUCAGUUAUUCAAGGGACAUCCUGACCUCAUUAUGGGCUUCAACACUUUUUUACCACCAGGUUAUAAAAUAGAGGUUCAGACAAAUGAUUUGGUCAAUGUAACAACACCAGGGCAAUUGCACCAGAUUACUCCUCAUGGAAUACAGUCUCAGCCACAGCAGCAGUCUCCUACUGCACCACCAACCCCAGUGUCAGCGCAGCCAGCCCCUCAACUGCCUCCUGCCAAGGUCCCAAAGCCAUUACAUUCACCAGCACACACACCAAGUAACCAGCCAAAUCCCUCUAUCCCGCCUUAUGCUUCUCCUCGUUCACCACCACUGCAGCCUCAUACACCGGUUAGUGGAAGCCAUACAACAACUCCUGCUCUACAAAAUAACCAACCAGUAGAGUUUAACCAUGCCAUCAAUUAUGUCAAUAAAAUCAAGAACCGAUUCCAGGGACAACCAGAUAUAUACAAAGCCUUUCUGGAGAUCCUGCACACUUACCAGAAAGAACAGAGAAAUGCAAAAGAAGCUGGUGGUAAUUACACCCCUGCACUGACAGAGCAGGAGGUUUAUGCACAGGUGGCACGACUGUUUAAAAACCAAGAAGAUCUAUUAUCAGAAUUUGGACAGUUCUUGCCAGAUGCUAACAGCUCUAUGAUGAUAAAUAAGACAGCAGCUGAAAAGGUAGAGUCUGUGAGAAAUGACCAUGGUGGUACAGUAAAAAAGCCACAGAUAAACAGCAACAAACUGCGACCCAAUCAUCAGAAUGGCUGCCAUAUUAGACGCCACUCAGGAUCUGGCACAACUCCACCUGUCAAGAAGAAAGCAAAGCUGAUUGGCUUAAAAGAUCCAUCCAUGACAGAAGGUGGUAAACAUGGACCUGGAAGUGAAAUGUUGUUCUUUGAAAAGGUCCGUAAAGCUCUUCGCAGUACUGAAGCUUAUGAUAGUUUCCUGAGAUGUCUGGUCAUAUUUAACCAAGAAGUUAUUUCUCGUACAGAGCUGGUACAACUUGUUUCACCUUUCCUAGGUAAAUUUCCUGAGAUAUUUACCUGGUUUAAGAAUUUCCUUGGUUACAAGGAAUCCAUGCACAUCGAAUCCUUUCCCAAAGAACGAGCAACGGAGGGGAUUGCAAUGGAGAUAGAUUAUGCCUCCUGUAAGCGACUUGGGUCCAGCUACAGAGCACUACCAAAGAGCUAUCAGCAACCAAAGUGUACAGGAAGGACUCCACUUUGUAAAGAGGUUUUAAAUGACACAUGGGUGUCCUUCCCAUCUUGGUCUGAAGACUCUACCUUUGUCAGUUCUAAAAAAACUCAGUAUGAAGAGCACAUUUACAGAUGUGAGGAUGAGCGGUUUGAGCUUGAUUUUGUCUUGGAAACAAACUUGACAACUAUUAGGGUCCUUGAGACAGUUCAGAAAAAGCUGUCUCGAAUGGCUGCUGAAGAUCAGGCCAAAUUUAGACUGGAUAAUGCACUGGGUGGCACAUCUGAAGUGAUUUAUCGUAGAGCAAUUCAAAGGAUAUAUGCUGACAAAGCCCCAGAUAUCAUCGAUGGGCUAAAGAAGAACCCUGCCAUGGCUGUUCCUUUAGUACUUAAAAGGUUAAAAAUGAAAGAUGAAGAAUGGAGAGAAGCUCAGCGGGGGUUCAACAAAAUCUGGAGGGAGCAGAAUGAAAAAUACUAUCUGAAGUCACUCGAUCAUAAAGGCAUUAACUUUAAACAAAAUGAUACCAAAGUCCUGCGGUCAAAGAACCUCCUUAAUGAAAUAGAAGGAAUAUAUGAUGAGCGGCAAGAACAAGCAUCAGAAGAUAACACUAGCAUGCCUUUUGGUCCCCAUUUGACCUUGAUAUAUGAGGAUAAACAGAUUCUAGAUGAUGCUGCUUCUCUCAUUAUCCACCAUGUGAAACGUCAGGCUGGAAUCCAGAAGGAGGAAAAGUAUAAGAUAAAACAAAUAGUUUAUCAUUUUCUGCCAGACUUGCAGUUUGCACAGCGAGGUGAGUUGUCAGAUAUUGAAGAUGAAGAUGAGGAGGAGGAGAUGGACAUUGAUGAUAAUGGUGGGACUACAAAAAGACACAAUGGUGUUGGUGGCAGCCCAUCAAAGUCAAAACUGAUGUUUAACAAUAUGUCUGCUCAGAAAUUGCGAGGCAUGGACGAUGUGUACAAUUUGUUUUUUGUCAAUAACAACUGGUACAUUUUUUUGAGGCUGCACCAGAUACUGUGCUCACGCCUGUUGAAGAUCUACAAUCAAGCAGAGAAACAGAUUGAAGAAGAUAGAGAAGAGAGGGACUGGGAACGAAAUGUACUGGGAAUUAAACGAGACAAAAAUGAUUAUCCAGCCAUUCGAUUACGGUUAAAGGAACCCAUGGACAUCGAUGUAGAAGACUAUUAUCCAGCCUUCCUGGAUAUGGUUCGGAACCUUCUAGAUGGUAACAUGGAGCCAGCUCAGUAUGAAGAUUCAUUAAGAGAGAUGUUUACAAUCCGUGCUUAUGUAGCAUUUACAAUGGAUAAACUUGUGCAAAGCAUCGUUAGACAGCUACAGCACAUAGUGACUGAUGAGGUAUGUAUACAGGUGACAGACCUGUACCUUUCAGAGAUAAGUAAUGGAGCCACGGGUGGACUACUGGCUAAUCAAGUAUCUCGUGCUGCAGUUGAAGCCAUCUACCAACGUAAAGCUGAACAGCUGAUGUCUGAUGAGAAUUGCUUUAAGCUAGUAUUUAUUCAGAGACAUGGUCAGGUGCAGUUGUCAGUGGAACUCCUGGACACAGAAGAUGAGAAUUCUGAUGACUUUGUGGAUGCUGAGCGAUGGUCGGACUAUGUAGAGCGAUAUGUGAACUCUGAUUCUACAUCCCCUGAACUUCGGGAGCAUCUAGCACAGAAACCAGUAUUUUUGCCAAGGAAUCUUCGACAGAUCCGCAAAUGCCAACGUGGCAAAGAACAACAUGAAAAGGAUGGGAACAGUAAGAAGUCUAUAGACAAUGUGGAAAGCUUGGAUAAGAUGGAGUGUAAAUUCAAGCUGAACUCUUAUAAGAUGGUAUAUGUGUUUAAAUCUGAGGAUUACAUGUACAGGAGAACUGCUCUGUUAAGGGCUCACCAGUCUCAUGAGCGAGUAAGCAAGAGGUUACACCAGCGAUUCCAAGCUUGGGUAGACAUGUGGCUCAAAGAACAUGUCAUACCGGAAAUGGCAAUGGAGACCUGCAGGUGGCUGAUGGGCGAAGGACUGGAAGGAAUGGUUCCAUGCUCUACCACAUGUGAGAGGGAAACUCUGCAUUAUAUGAGCAUUAAUAAGUACAGGGUUAAAUAUGGCACAGGAUUAAAUGCAUCCUAAUCAUGGCAGACGUGGGGAAGUGAGGAAAGCGAAACUGUUACCCAGCUAAUUUUAAUGUUUCUUUGGUAGGCAUUUGAAAGGUACAGUAUGCUGGCAUUGUGAUGGCUGUCAUUCAGUUUUGUUCAACAUUCUAAUGCAGAUGAUUGUUUAAGGAUGCUGGAUCAUGGUAUGAAUUUAAUGUAAAUAAGAAACUAUGGUAGUAGCAUAAUUGUUGCUCACCGAUUGGCAGUCUUUCAAGGAACUUCACUGUGGUGGCAAUACAUGUAACAGAAAAUGCAUUUCCAGUAAUAUUAUUUUUAAAGGGUGCUUAACUCCCUCCUUUAAAGUAUUAGGCGAUGUUAAGCUCAAGUCAUAUUAGAGAUUUGUAUGUAGAGUGUACUAGGGGUAAGCUUACACUUGCAAACUGCAUAGGCACAUGGUCUGCUAUUUUUACCAGAUGUUCUAAUGCCGAUCAUCUAUAUCCCUUUAGUUGUAGAAGUAUAUUCUGUACCCAGUACGAUCCCAGGAGUAUUACCAGUGUGCCUAGGUUCUCUGUAUGUGCCAAGUCUGUCUUCUGUGUCUGUUUCUGUCAGAAUAAGAAGACUCUCUCUCCCUUAAUGUUGUUGGAAUUUCUAUUUUUUGACCUGCUGCUUUGCAUCUCUGGAGUUUUUCCUGUAGUGAUUGCCUUUGCAUUUAUCAAUCAUUUCAAGAUUUUUUGAUGUUUACUCCCUACCCCAUAAUGUCCGUGCCCAAGUCUCUCUGAUAUCUUCCACUCUCUGCCUUUUGGAAUAUCCCAGUUAUCACAAGCUUGUAUAACUCUGAGAUGGCUGACCUAUACUGCCAGCCAUGUUGGCCUGCUCAGUGUGCCAGUUCUGUUAUAGCACUGCACAAAAAAACCCUUGCAUGUUCACUUUGUGUUUACCAUAGCAGUUUGUCAUGCGGUUUGACAGCUCCUGCUUUUGUACAUAGUCUUUUACCACUCGAUCACCACCAAGUGUUUUUUUUUUCUUCUUCUGCUUAUUAUUUUGGGGGAAGGGUUCAUUUUAUUUUGUUACUGACUUUUCCCGUAACCAUAGCCAGGUUGCCUAAAUAGCCACUGAUAACAGUAUUUCUAGUUUUAAUGGCAUUUAUUUAUGUAAAUCUGACUUCCCAUAAUGGCAGGAGUGCCAGCAAUGAAAAUUACAUUGUUCUGAAACUUUAGGUGUCUCUGAACUAGUCCCAAAAUUUCUUGUUGCAGUGAUGCUGAUUUUCGUAGUAUUAUGGUAGUGUAAAACUGACAGAACUAUCACUGAAAGACCAUAUUCUAAAAUAAAGUCUACUUUUUGGUAACUGUAAAAUUAUUUUUGUUCAGUUUUAAUGUUGGGCUUUUGACACUGACCAACCAUUAGCCUGCUAACACACCCAGUCCAGUGUGAAGUGUUGUUGCUUGUUUGCCCCUUGCAGGUCAUCACUUAGAGUGUUUGAGCUUGACAGUAUAAGCACUAUACAAGAUGUGCUUUUUGUGAGUAAUUUAUCCUGCCAUAUUUUUUUGACAUGGAGCAUGGCACAGAAGUAAUACAAUUGUAACUUGCUGCACGUGAAGCAUACUUUCUGCAGCCUUUUCUCUGCUGUUGGCAUGCUUAAUAACCCACAAUAUUUGCAGAGUAAGCAUUUUUAUUUUAGAUCAGACUUCACCAAACCUAAGAAACAUUAACAAACGAUUGUUGAGUGCAUAGGCCUUACUCACUGUGUCUGCAUUUGUGGUAUAUUAUAAUGUUCUCAUUUCCAUGGAUCUAGAGCUGGUUUGUGGUUUGGAGUUGUGCUUAUUUCCCGUUAUAGUCUGCAAAAUGUACUUAUGCUAGUUUAGGUUUAAACUGUAGAAGACCCUAUUUUCUUCUCUAGUGCAUUUCUGUUCACUCAUAGUAUGCCUGGCAUUCCUUGAGUAAUGAUAGUUAUUGCCUUCUUGGUAAGAUGUGCAGAGAGUUCAAGGGAGUGGGGAGGAAGUUCAAGCUGAGUGUGUACCUUUCAUUGCCAAAUUGUCAAGGUUCAAUGCCAUUUCUUGUGUAUUGUUCCCUGUUCAGUAGUUAGUCUAUCUCAAUAUCACACAUCACGUUUCUGUUUAAUAAACAGUACACAGUUUAAGCUAUCCCUUCUUACAUAAUAUUGUAAAUAAAUAUGUACAUAUUUACAGUCUUUUAUUGAAAAAAUACUGCUUUUUUGUCCUAAAACGAGUUUAAUAUGUUCUGUUGUGUACUUUAGUAAUUGGUGGUCUGGAACUAUUAUGUUUGUAUGGAUGUACUUAUAUGUGUUAAAAGGCAUUGCUUCAUAUCCUUCUACCAAAGGGAGUUGAUUAUAUUUGUAGUUUUUGUGAAUUUUGGACUGUGUGUCUCUGCACACAUAUUCAUAGCUGUGCUUUAGUGUGUGUACGCUAACUUCUGUUUAUGAAUAAAUCUUUUAUCUUUUUCGAAUAUAUGAACACAAGAUGUAUCACUUUGCAGUAUGAGUUAUGUAUUUUUUUUCUUUUCUGUUUGUUUUUAACUAAAGAUAUCUGAAUCAAAUAUGUGUCUCAAAUGCUUGUAUCUUCUGCUAGAAAUAAUGGAAAAAGAACCACUUGAUUUUUUCUGUGAUUUAUUUUGCCCUAGGUGCCUUCAUACCAGAAAUAUGUUUCUCUCUAGAAUGUGUACAGUUCAUUCCCAAUUCUAGAUUAAACUCAGUAUUAAAGACCACUUGAGGUGGGGAACAGCC
Protopterus annectens (West African lungfish) is the source of this 6833-nucleotide messenger RNA. RefSeq names its product paired amphipathic helix protein Sin3a-like. Bases 327 to 4130 code for a protein of 1267 amino acids. Gene Ontology annotation, molecular function: transcription corepressor activity. Gene Ontology annotation, cellular component: chromatin. Gene Ontology annotation, biological process: negative regulation of transcription by RNA polymerase II. The transcript has 22 exons. Lineage: Eukaryota; Metazoa; Chordata; Ceratodontiformes; Protopteridae. The record is from RefSeq and is a predicted model, not a curated record.